AUGGCUCUGUUCGGCCACUUGGACACCAGUGCUCAAGCUGCCGGUGAAGACGAUUUCCAUAGCAGUGGGGUUUCUCAGCUGGAAGAGGAUGCUGUGAUCGACGACUACAGUGUGAAUCAUGACGACGCUGUGUUACGUGGUCGUGAUGGAGGAACAUGCGAGAUGAAGCAAAACCGAACUGGUGCGAGAUAUGGCUAG
Messenger RNA from Phytophthora nicotianae INRA-310, 198 nucleotides. RefSeq lists its product as hypothetical. The coding region runs from base 1 to 198 and encodes 65 amino acids. The record is from RefSeq and is a predicted model, not a curated record. NCBI's taxonomy places the organism in Eukaryota, Oomycota, Peronosporomycetes, Peronosporales, Peronosporaceae. The transcript has 2 exons.